Molecule: messenger RNA, 1515 nt
Organism: Camelus dromedarius (Arabian camel)
Lineage: Eukaryota; Metazoa; Chordata; Mammalia; Artiodactyla; Camelidae
Gene: WNT8A
Product: Wnt family member 8A
Exons: 6
Coding region: 1-1059 (352 amino acids)
Biological process (GO): cell fate commitment; multicellular organism development; neuron differentiation
Cellular component (GO): extracellular region
Molecular function (GO): cytokine activity; frizzled binding
Source: RefSeq, a predicted model, not a curated record
AUGGGUGACCUGUUUAUGCUCAGGGUGGCUGUGGGCAUAUACUAUGCCACCUUCAGUGCCUCUGCCUGGUCAGUGAACAAUUUCCUGAUAACAGGUCCCAAGGCUUAUCUGACCUACGCUACCAGUGUGGCCUUGGGUGCCCAGAGUGGCAUCGAGGAGUGUAAGUUCCAAUUUGCUUGGGAACGCUGGAACUGCCCUGAAAAUGUUCUCCAGCUCUCUACUCACAACAGGCUGAGAAGUGCCACCAGGGAGACUUCCUUCAUUCAUGCUAUCAGCUCUGCUGGAGUCAUGUACACCAUCACCAAGAAUUGUAGCAUGGGCGAUUUUGAAAACUGUGGCUGUGAUGAAUCAAAAAAUGGAAAAACAGGAGGCCAUGGCUGGAUCUGGGGAGGCUGCAGUGACAAUGUAGAAUUUGGAGAAAGAAUCUCCAAACUUUUUGUGGACAGCCUGGAGAAGGGGAAGGAUGCCAGAGCCCUGAUGAAUCUUCACAAUAACAGGGCAGGCAGGCUGGCAGUGAGAGCCACCAUGAAAAGGACCUGCAAAUGUCAUGGCAUCUCGGGGAGUUGCAGCAUCCAGACAUGCUGGCUGCAGCUGGCUAACUUCCGGGAGAUGGGUGAUUACCUAAAGGCCAAGUAUGAUAGGGCACUGAAAAUUGAGAUGGAUAAGCGGCGACUGAGGUCUGGGAACAGUGCCGAGGGCCACUGGACACCUACUGAGGCCUUCCUUCCCAGCGCAGAAGCUGAGCUGAUCUUUUUAGAGGAAUCACCUGAUUACUGUACCCGCAAUUCCAGCCUGGGCAUCUAUGGCACUGAGGGUCGGGAGUGUCUGCAGAACAGCCACAACACAUCCAGGUGGGAGCGACAUAGCUGCGGGCGCUUGUGCACUGAGUGUGGCCUGCGUGUGGAAGAGAGGAGAACUGAGGCUAUCAGCAGCUGUAACUGCAAAUUCCAGUGGUGCUGUACAGUCAAGUGUGACCAGUGUAGGCAUGUGGUGAAUAAGUACUACUGCACGCGCUCCUCAAGCAGUGCUUGGUCUUGGGACAAGAGUGACAAGCGAUAGCACCCAACGUGAAUUUACUUGCUCAGGUGCAUAACAAUGGAGGGGGACACAGCCUCUCUCGGAGAGAAGAGAGAGUAAAACAACUGGAAAAUCACAGGGUUGAUCUGUAGUUCUCUUGAUAUCUGCUGUACAUGGGGAAAUGGAGGCCCAAGAUUAUACAGCAUAUUGACAGAGAUGAAAUUGAAAUCUGGGCCUCCUAACUUGGGUAGACCUCAUUUCAUCUUUCCUGCAAGUUACUUCCUGGUCUUUGUGCCUGUACUUUCACAGCAUGUUAAAGGGGGAGUUUGGUUUGGGUCUAUAUCCAAAAGGACCCUCAAAGUACUUGCCGCUAAAAGUUUCAGACCAUGUCCAGCCCAGCUGUGUGGCUGAGAAUCAGAGGGAAUGGAAACAAAAAAUGAAAGAAUUCUGUCCAGACUCCUGAAAGAACAACCUUCCCUUACUCUAGCUACCUCCAGA